Messenger RNA from Hippocampus zosterae (dwarf seahorse), 589 nucleotides. RefSeq names its product urotensin-related peptide 1 (gene urp1). Gene Ontology annotation, molecular function: hormone activity. NCBI's taxonomy places the organism in Eukaryota, Metazoa, Chordata, Actinopteri, Syngnathiformes, Syngnathidae. The transcript has 5 exons. The record is from RefSeq and is a predicted model, not a curated record. Bases 79 to 471 code for a protein of 130 amino acids. Gene Ontology annotation, cellular component: extracellular region. Gene Ontology annotation, biological process: blood vessel diameter maintenance; regulation of blood pressure.
GAUGGAUGGCCUGCGUGCGGUUAUAUAAGUGAAGUUCUUUGCCAAGCUUGUAGCAACUAGGCCAACUGCAAAGUCAACAUGCUGUCUCUAGCUGUACUUUACCUCCUCGCUGCAAGAUGGACACACACACUACCUCUCUAUCCUGACUCCAACUUGGAGACGCAGUCAGAUUUCCUUCAGAAGCUGGUGUCAGAAGAUGCCUCUUACACUACAGAAGGGGAACAGAGCGAGGUGAAUAAUCUGUAUCCUCUACUGAUGCAGCACAAUGGGCAAAGUCAAUCCUGGAACAAAGGACCUGGCGUUUCAGCACAGCAGGAUAACUAUGCAACCAUGAUUGAGGGUCUUAAGGCAGUGGUUCUUAAGCUUGCUGCAGCUGACAAGCUUCGCUCUCAAGCUUUUGUCAGGUCAGAGCAAGGCGUGCCCAAAACCAAUAAGAGAGCGUGUUUCUGGAAAUACUGCGUGACCAAUUAGACAUCAUCGGUGACACCACCACAAGACUCCUUUCAACACUGAAUGAAGAAAAUCUAUUUUUUAAAAUUGUACAAAUGUUUGGGUUUUUUUUUGUGACUGAAUAAAUUAUUAGACAAGU